AUUGGAUAGUCUUUUCCUUUUUCACAAUUGAACAUAACACACUCAAUAUGACCUCCGCUCAAAUUGCCGACUCAGUCGCAAAGCAAAUGAAUGUCGAAACCGACAUUAUCACAUUAACUAGAUUUAUCUUGGAAGAACAACAACAUGUUGCUCCAAGUGCCACUGGUGAAUUAUCGUUAUUAUUAAACUCAUUACAAUUUGCAUUCAAAUUUAUCGCCCACAAUAUCAGAAGAGCCGAGUUGGUUAACUUAAUCGGGGUUUCCGGUACUGCCAAUGCUACCGGUGACACUCAAAAGAAAUUGGACGUUAUCGGUGAUGAAAUCUUUAUUAAUGCCAUGAGAUCUUCCAACAAUGUCAAAGUUCUAGUUUCUGAAGAACAAGAAGAUUUAAUUAUAUUUGAAGGUGGCGGUAAAUACGCUGUUUGUACCGAUCCAAUUGACGGUUCCUCCAACAUCGAUGCCGGGGUUUCUGUCGGAACCAUUUUCGGUAUUUACAGAUUAAAGGAGGGUUCCAAGGGUUCCAUCAACGAUGUUUUGAGAAAAGGUACUGAGAUGGUUUGUGCUGGUUAUACCAUGUACGGUGCUUCUGCUCAUUUAAUGUUGACCACUGGUUAUGGUGUCAAUGGUUUCACUUUAGAUACCCAAUUAGGUGAAUUCAUCUUGACUCAGCCAAACUUGAAGAUACCAAACACCAGAAGUAUCUACUCGGUCAAUGAAGGUAACUCGUUCUACUGGCCAGACUAUGUCAAGAAGUACAUUGAAGAUUUAAAGAAACCUCAAGAUAACGGCAAGCCAUACAGUGCAAGAUACGUUGGGUCUAUGGUUGCUGAUAUUCACAGAACUUUAUUAUAUGGGGGUAUUUUCUCUUACCCUGCUGAUACCAAGUCUAAGAACGGUAAAUUGAGAAUAUUAUAUGAAUGUUUCCCCAUGGCCAUGUUGAUGGAACAAGCUGGUGGACGUGCCAUUAAUGACAAGGGUGAAAGAAUCUUAGAUAUGAUACCAAAGGGAAUUCAUGACAAGAGUGGUAUCUGGUUGGGAUCCAAGGGUGAAAUUGAAAAGUUUGUGACUUAUAUUAAGUAGAUCUAGUAUAUAUGUAUUUAGUAAUGACAUUAUUAGUUGUUUC
This is a messenger RNA of Spathaspora passalidarum NRRL Y-27907, 1122 nucleotides long. It is a transcript of the gene FBP1, whose product is annotated as fructose 1,6-bisphosphate 1-phosphatase. The coding region runs from base 48 to 1079 and encodes 343 amino acids. The record is from RefSeq and is a predicted model, not a curated record. Gene Ontology annotation, biological process: sucrose biosynthetic process; gluconeogenesis; fructose 6-phosphate metabolic process. Gene Ontology annotation, cellular component: cytosol; cytoplasm. Gene Ontology annotation, molecular function: fructose 1,6-bisphosphate 1-phosphatase activity. The transcript has a single exon. Lineage: Eukaryota; Fungi; Ascomycota; Pichiomycetes; Serinales; Debaryomycetaceae.